This is a messenger RNA of Oncorhynchus gorbuscha (pink salmon), 422 nucleotides long. RefSeq names its product tumor protein 63-like. The record is from RefSeq and is a predicted model, not a curated record. Bases 78 to 422 code for a protein of 114 amino acids. Lineage: Eukaryota; Metazoa; Chordata; Actinopteri; Salmoniformes; Salmonidae. The transcript is spliced from 3 exons.
UCACUAAUACAUGUGUUUAUGUGAUCUACCGACAGCAUUGAAGAGUUGAAACAAGAAAAAAAAGAGAACAGUUUAAAAUGAAUUGUCCAUACUCCACAGCUGUCGGGCACUGCCCUGAGCUCCCCUUUCAUCGGCAUAGAGACCCUUCCUCCCAUCUGUCCUGGUCAGAGAGUUCCUGCCUGGCCUCCAUUAUGUCACAGAACCAAUCAGGACAGAGCUCUGACAUCCUCAGUCAGGAUGUGUUCAACCAGCUCCUGGAGAUGCUAGACCAGUCAGCGUUCCACUCAUUGCAGCCCAUAGAGUUGAACUUCUCAGACAGUCCAGCAGACGAAGAUGGACCAUCAGGGAACACCAUUCAGAUCAGCAUGGACUGCAUCACCGUGCAUGAGGGACAGGAACCACUGUCUGUAAGUACAUACUGA